Messenger RNA from Monoraphidium neglectum, 1413 nucleotides. RefSeq lists its product as hypothetical. The record is from RefSeq and is a predicted model, not a curated record. The transcript has 6 exons. Bases 1 to 1413 code for a protein of 470 amino acids. Lineage: Eukaryota; Viridiplantae; Chlorophyta; Chlorophyceae; Sphaeropleales; Selenastraceae. Gene Ontology annotation, biological process: axonemal dynein complex assembly; motile cilium assembly.
AUGGGCGGAAGCUGCGGGGACGCCGACGGCAGCGGCCCGGAGGGCGACGCGGCGCAGCUGGCGGCGCUGUUUGACCUGUCGCUGCUGAGAUUUCAGCAGCGGGACGCAUUGCUGGAGGCGAUCCAGCGAUACAGGCGGAGGGGACAGUACGACAUGGCAAAGGCGUGGGAGACGCGGUGUCGGCGGUGGUACGCCGACCGGUAUGACUCACGGCGCAACAUGGUGGACUGGGAUUACCACAUGCGCAUUGCGCCACGGGGGACGCCCGGCCUCGACGCCUCUCUUGGCAGCAUCAUCCACUUCUUCCACUUCAGGCACUGGCGCUCCUGCGGCGUGGCGCACGAGCUGAGGGACAGCGUGUAUGACGUCACCAACACGAGCCUGCUGUCCACUGCUCGCGGCCGCACCAAGGAGUUCAAGGAUAGGAACGGCAAGGAUGUCGGCCGCAGCGUCGAGGCCUAUGGCUACUGGGGCGACGUCGUCAACAGCCCAUACCACUGCUUCGGCACCACCGCGCCCCUCGCGCCCGACGCGGGGCUCUUCUCAACCUCCAACCGGCAGUUUUCCCACAGCGCGAUGGAUGUGGCGGAGCACAAUGUGAUGGCGAUGCUGCACAUGCUGCGCCAUGGAGAGCCGUACACAAGGGGAGCCCGGGACGACGCGGGCGCAAACAGCGGCGCCGGCGCCGGCGCUGGUGGCAGCCACCGGGCCCAUGCGGCGAGGGGUCCGACGAGCGCCGAAGUGCUCGCCGAGGCGGCGGCUGCAAGCAGGGAUGCGGCACGCGGCGACGGCAGCGGCGAGGUGCAGCAGCAAGAGCAGCAGCGGCAGCGAGAGUCGCAGCAGGGAGAGCAGCAGGGAGAGCAGCAGCGAGAGCAGCAGCAAGAGCAGCAACAGCAGGAGGAGCAUCAGGAGCAGCAGCAGCAGGAGGAGCAGCAGCGAACGGCAGACGCGCGCGAGCGCGCAAGAGCAGAGGAGGCCGCGCUGCGCGCCCGUGACGCCGCCCUCGACGCCGCGGCGUGGCGCCGCCUGCUGUCGCGCGCGCGCGUCCGCCUCGCGUGCGGCGACCUCAGGAGGGCCGUAACGGGGCGGCCGGCGCUCGCCGGGAAGUUCAGGGCCGCGACGCUCGGCCACAUGCACCUGCACUUAGCGGGUGCCGCCCACGGCGCCGCGGCCGCGCUCGCGCCCGGCGCGCCGCUGCUGAUUGAGGGGGCGCGCAACAUGGUGCAGCUGUCGGACGCGCAGGCCGCCGCUUUUGAAUGCAAGGCGGCCGAAAUUGCGGCCGCCGGCGGGUUUGGCCGCGCGGAGUGCGCGCCGCAGGCCGCGGCGGCUGGGUGCGGGCCGGCUGUGGGGCCUGUACCGCCGGGGCACAUCGCUUUCGUGCGGGUGGCGUCAGGGACAAGAGGAGAUGCAUGA